This is a messenger RNA of Eruca vesicaria subsp. sativa (arugula), 834 nucleotides long. Lineage: Eukaryota; Viridiplantae; Streptophyta; Magnoliopsida; Brassicales; Brassicaceae. The record is from the annotation of a GenBank genome assembly.
GGUUGAUGUAGAGGGGUAACAUUGUCAACUUGGCUUUCUCUUUUCUCUCUCUGGGGAACAUCUAUCGACUCGCAAGCUCUUCGUCUCCUCUGUUGUGAUCUACCUGCUCUCUCUCUCUCUCUCUCUCUCUGCACAGAGUGUUGGCGGGAAAUAUGUCGGGGAAAGGAGCAAAGGGUUUGAUAAUGGGGAAAGCCAGCGGUAGCGACAAGGAUAAAGACAAGAAGAAACAACCCAUCACCCGUUCUGCUCGAGCUGGUCUACAAUUCCCUGUAGGAAGGGUGCAUCGACUGUUGAAGACUAGGUCCACUGCUCACGGCAGAGUUGGAGCAACUGCUGCUGUUUACACAGCUGCGAUACUUGAGUAUCUGACCGCAGAGGUUUUGGAGUUGGCUGGUAACGCGAGCAAGGACCUCAAGGUGAAACGUAUCUCCCCCAGGCACUUGCAGCUCGCGAUUCGUGGAGAUGAAGAGCUUGAUACUCUCAUCAAAGGAACUAUCGCUGGUGGUGGUGUCAUCCCUCACAUCCACAAGUCUCUCAUCAACAAAUCCGCCAAGGAAUAGAGAUUUACUGCUUUGCGAGAGAGUCUUGUGUUUGAUAAAAGAAUAUGCUAGAGAGCUGUUUCUUUAGGAUCCUUUUGUUAUUGUUCUACCAUCCAUCGGUGAUCUUUAUGCAUAUGUAUUUGAUGAUUUUCUAAAAAACCCUUUUCUGACUACUACCUUUUGGUGUGUUCUAAUCAAUGUAGCAUAGCAUUGCCGGAGAGGCUUGUAAGUAAAUUAAUGGGUGUUUAGAGGAUACAUAACAAGAGGCACAUGUUGUGAUUGAGAAGAAUAUAGU